CGCUUAUCAUAUCAGCCGAGUCCUGCAAACCACUUCACUUCUCGUAAGUCAAAUCUGUUGCUGUGGUGCCGAGAAUGAUGUAAUGUACUGAUAAGAGGAUCAGAUCUGAAACCCUGGUUUGCAAUGGAAAACGCGAGCAGUGCUCCAGCCGCCGAAGAGCUUUUGGAGUUGGUUGAAAAACAGGAUUCAGUAAUGGAAUGUUUAAUGGAGAAAUUGGAAAUGUGUCAGAAUAAAAUAAGGUUACUCCAGGAAGCCAAUGAAAAAAGGCAAGAUUCACAAAAUGAAGCAAAUGCUCUGGUUGCAACUACUCAACAAAAGAUUGCCAACGCGCUUGCCGCUGUGGAGCUUCUUCAGGCUGAAAAAGAGAAAUUGGAGAAAGAGUUAGAUGAAGCUCGUGAGAAAGCUGAAGAAAAACCAGUCACAUCCAUUAUCCAGCUUCGGAACAGAGUGAAAGAGCUCGAAUUCGAUCUGCAGCGUGAACAGCGCUCGUCUAAUGCCCUCCAAGUAGCCUUGGAUUUUCAGAAAUCUAGAAAUGAGCAGUUGCAGAGUGCGGUCGAUGAAGCAAAUAACUCAAAGAAACUGGUAGUGGCUUCACUUUCUGCAAAAAUGGAAGAAGCUCUACGCGAUACAGCAGAACUUCGGCUCAAGUGUCAGUCUCUACUGGACGAUCGCGAACGAGUUGAGUCUGAGUUAGAUUCGGAACUCAAAGUUGUAAAUCAACGUUGUGUGCAUCUAAGAACACAUUGUGAUCGUCUAUCAAAUGAAUUGACCAAACUCCGCAAAGAAUGCAAAGUGGCGGAAUGCCGUCUAUCUGCUCUGAUUGAAGAGAACGCCUUGCUCAGAGGAAAGACUGUGAGCGGAUCAGCAGACGAAUUGGAUACAAAUCAGAUCCAGAAAAUUCUGGAAGAUCAAAGCCAUUUGAUAGCCGCUUUGAAAGAAGAAGGAAAGUUGCUUCUACAUCAGCUAGCAACGGAAAGGAAAGAGAAUAAAAGUAAAGUAAAAACAUUGAAAAAGGAGAACCGUGAGUUGGAAGAUCGUCUUCAGAAGUUGCUUUCGUUAUAGACAUUUUGUUAAGACGCGGCUCCUUUCCGGAUAGUUUCUGAUGUAUAUAUAGUCCUUUGUCUGAUUUUAGCUCUUAUCAUUGCUAUCGCUGUUUGUUGUUUGCAAAAGUCGCGCCAGUUUCUGAUCUCGCAUUAGUUUCUACCUCCGCAUAUGAUCUCAUCUCUCUGUAUUCGUAUCUCAUAGACUUUAUGUUCUUGUUUUAUAGUCAUGAUGCACAGUAGCUUCGU
Molecule: messenger RNA, 1289 nt
Organism: Cylicocyclus nassatus
Lineage: Eukaryota; Metazoa; Nematoda; Chromadorea; Rhabditida; Strongylidae
Source: the annotation of a GenBank genome assembly